AUGCGGCGCUUUCGGACCGUCUUCAGGACAUCCAGAUCUGAUAAUCCGAACACUCGACCGCGUGCGCAGCGUCGUGCCUCUGAUGCCGAGGCAUUGAAACCCCAGCCUGAGACCAUCUCGCAGGAAACUCGACAUGAUAACUCCCCAGGCAAAGAUUUGAAUGUUUUGACUAGUGGGCCAAAGCCCCCGGAAGCGACUUCGGUUACUUCUGUUGGUGGAUGUACUGAUGACGGUCAGCCGGCUCCUCUGGAGCCUGAGCAUACUCCCCUGCGGUCCAAGUAUGGCACGAAGCGUUUGAAGAGGAUCGUUGCACACUUCCGUCCGAGUCUCUCUCACGAGGAAGAUCCUUUUGAGGAGACAGUUCAAACUGCUGAUGCCCUAACUGACAACGCUGAACCCACUGUUCCUGACAACGCAAACCCAAUUUCCAAUCCGUUCGAACAGGAAGAGGUCCCUCCCGCGCAGGAUAGCCCUGGAAAAUAUGUGCGUUUUGAUGAUAAUCCUCAGGUUGUUGGAGAUGGUGAGCGGAAGGUCAGCACCCAGACGAAUGAGUCGCAAGAUACCAGUCAGACUGAAGACACCAUUUGUCGACACCCUCUCGAUCCUGACCUUAUCCCAACCCCAACUCGGCUUUCCUUGGAUGAGUGGUCAUGGCCAGGACUCCUGUAUCACCCCGAGGAUGGCACCCACAUUCGUGAAGGAUCCGACCCGUUCUCAGAUGGAAAGAAUACCGAGCCUCAGCUGGGACAACCUUCGUCCUCCAAGCGGACUGAUCGAAGCCGAGACCAUUCGAAAACUUCUGAGAACUCCCUUGGUCCCAUUCUUGAGGAUGAAGUCGACAAGAUCGAGGCUGCUCCCGUUCUGGAGAGAAAGACCUCCAUGAUCAGCAAUCUCACUUGGAUGAGGGAGCCCUGUCAGCUUGAGCCAACCAGAGCCACUGUCGCUUUGAACCAGUUGAUUACUCGCUUCGAGAUCCACAUGCCCAAGGCGCUCUCGGAAACUGAAGGUGGUUCACCGGAACUGCCCGAGGAGCCAGGCAACGGCCGACGUGGUUUCCGAUUGAUGGGUCGUGUUCGAAAGGUCCGAUCUAGUCUGGCGGCGGAUGCAAGACCUCAGGCUCCCAAACUGCGACGCAUAAAGACCUUUGCAGUCCUGCAUCGCUCGGUUCCGAUGACUUCGUUGCAAGGACGAUCGGUUGAAACUUUGGCACGUCUCGGAGGGCAUGCGUUCCUCAUGUUGGCGGAUUUGGCUCCUUUUCCCUUGCAGUUGCCAGCAUGCAUUGUGGCAACCGUGAUGUUUCUGCAUAGAUACGGUGCGAAUGUGUCGGGCAUUUUCACCAACCCGGGUGAUUUGAAGGCCGCCACUCGCAUGUAUGAUAAUUUCGCUUCCCAGGUGCUCUCUGCUGAGAAAGAAGAAGCCAAGAUCUCCAUGACCAUGCGCAUCGUGUCCAUGCCGCAACUGAAUCGAGACUCUGCGCCGAUUUUGAGCGUGGCCUGGACCCUGAAGGCUUUGUUGGCGGGUCUUCGCUACGGGAUCCUCGGGAGCGUCCGACUGUACCAGACUUUGAGCGACAUCAACCUUGCUACCAUCCCAGAACAAGCUGACAAUUUUCAUGUGCCAGACUGCCUUUCAAAGUUGGAUUCGCGCUCUGCACUGCGUGUGCAGUUGAUUGCCCUUGCGGUGAUUGCGUUGACAAACGAGAUGGAGCGCGAGCUUAUCUGCGCAGUCUUCGGGCUACUCACCAAGCUGAAUCAUGUACCGGAGGCUAAGCCCGGGACUGAGGUCCGGGCAGUGGCGGUGGAUCUUGGUCUAGAGCGGGUGUUUGGACCGCUACUCCUCGGGACCAGGGGGCAAGAGAACCGAGACGGCGUGCCGGUGCAUAUCGUGGAACAGGAGAUCGAGGAACAACGUGUGGCAAAGCUGUUAAUUGAGCAUUGGGGCUUUGUAAACCGCCAGCUGCGAGAGUGGGCCAAGGGAGAGCUUUACAGAGGUUAG
Molecule: messenger RNA, 1995 nt
Organism: Penicillium antarcticum
Lineage: Eukaryota; Fungi; Ascomycota; Eurotiomycetes; Eurotiales; Aspergillaceae
Exons: 3
Coding region: 1-1995 (664 amino acids)
Source: RefSeq, a predicted model, not a curated record